AUGACCGACCCCCCCGACGAAGGCUUUCGUUCCGUCUCUGGCCUUCCCGAGACCGCAGACCCGGCGCCGGCAGCUGAAGACAGCCCGUCGCCUGCUGCUGCUGCUGCGAACACGCCCGGUGCAACCGCCGCCACAACAAACCCAAUCACCAACGCCCACACCUCGCUGCGCUCCUCCAGUGGCGCCCGCCCGCGGUCCACGGCUCCGCGCUCGCAGACCACCUCGCCCCUGUCCUCGCGCGACCCCUCGCCCACGCGCUCGUCGCAGCACCCCCGCCAGACGCCCGCCAUGGCUGGCCCAGCCCGCCGCGUCCAGCGGUCGAGGAAGAACAGCAACCAGGACGCCAGUCCGAACCGCCCUGCCGCCCUCACCAGCCAGCCCACCACCGCUCCCUCUGCCGCUGCCAUCCAGCGUGCCCUUGCGUCUGCCAACACGCCCCAGCUCCAGCCCGCUCCGGCAGACUCGACCCGUGGCCCGAGACCGCAUAAGUCCAACACCCCCAGCGACACCAACCCCCACUGGCCCGUCUCGCCGCGCAUCAAGUCACCUCCCCCCUCUGCCAACCGCUCUCGCCGCAAUUCACUCCGCUCCCAGCAACAGCAGCAGCAGCAACAGCAGCAGCAGCAGCAACAGCAACAGCAACAGCAACAGCCGCCGCCGCCGCCUCAGCUCUCCCGGCCCCCAAGGCCAGACCCGCCCCAAUCGACCCAGUCCGCCCCGAAUAUCAUCGUUGAGCGCACCGCAACGCCGCCCGGUCCUUCAGGAAAGCAGAAGAAUGACCCGCUGCCUAGCGAUUCGGAAGACCAAGACAGCAGCAAUAUGGCCCGGAAAGGUUCCGUGAGGGCCGUGAGUGGCGCUCCUCCAGCGCUGGAGACCGUACAGGAGGCUAGCCUCCCGACAUCACCCGGAUUCGACGUUUUCCAAGCACGCAGUAACAACCCCGCCAAAUCGUCCAGUGACGAUACCGUUGUCGCUAACUCAACAGAAUCGGCGAAAGAAAACUCGAAGGCUCGGGAAAGUGGAAGCGAAAGCGGGGGUAACAACAAAUCCGAAGAACGCGGCCGACGAACAGAACAGAAGAGACUCAGCAGCGCCAGACCCUCUGCAACGUCGAGGAAUUCCUUCACCGGACUCGUUCCUGGAAAGUCUAGGUCCGUUACGGAACCGUCGAAGAACAUGACUGUCGAGACCGAAACUGUCCGCUCAGUUCCUCAAGGGGUGAUGGGCCAGCCACAAGUUGGCCCUACACCAGGACGGGGAGAGCCCAGCAGCAGCCUCCGUCUAAAGCCAAGUAACGAGACUAUUCGCCCGAGGAGGGAGAAGAGGAGGACAGUACGGAAAGCGCCGUCAAUCACUUCCGGCACGGGUAGGUAUCCACCACAGCUAGUCCGCAAUCCAUUCAGCCACCACCAUGUUCCCGUCACCGAUCUCGUCAGCCCUGUCGUCAGACCAGAUCUACAGGUCCGAUCGAACACCAUCACAGCCCUCACCUCGCCAGAUUCCAACGUCCAGUCUUUCCGCACCCCGGGUUACCCAAGCCCUGGCGACUUUUCACAGUUCACCCAACCCCCUUCGCCGGCUGUCAGCAAGCAAAUCAACUCGAAAUAUACUAACGGCUCUCCACGUAAAGCGUCUUCCAAAGCAGAUAUAUUCGAAGCGAAGGUAGCCAGUGCCGUUGAUGAAGCGAACUCAUCCGAUUCCGACGAGACGUUUGUUUACGAGUCAAACCCGCCCGACACGCAACCCCGAGCGAGCCGACACCACUCUCGUACGCCGAGUGCAACUUCGAUGGCGAGUAUGGUGGACCACCCUCGCCUGGGUGGCGGCCUUCGCUCGAUCAACAACGUCCUCGAGGGGCAUCGCAGUGUUGCAGGCAAGAGAAGUAUGAAGUUUGCUAACAACCCCUACGGCAAUCCAAGCCUCGAUGAAGAUCUGACCGAGCGCUUUGACGGUUCGAUUCGAGGCAAUCAUUCCCGGCCGAGUGGAAGCCAUAGCAACUAUCACCAUCAUAUAGGCCGGUACGGGCGUAAUGCCGCUGUUAAUUCUCUGUUCGAGGACGGGCCGGCGCCUCCGGGCUCCAAAGCGAGGAGUGUGUCCGGUUACGGUUCUCGGCAUGGAUCUGCCCCCAGCAGCCCGAAGUUUCCCCAUUACAGCUCUCGCACAAGCAAUCCUUCGAGCAGGAAGAUGGGAGAAUUGUCGGCAUACGAUAUGGACGGCGAAGGGGCAGACGACGAAAGAACGCCACUUAUGGGAACCGCGCGGAGCCGAAGAGCUCCGGCACGGGGGCCACGGCCGACGAGCGCAAGUCUGCAGUACCACGAUCACUACGAGCGGCGCAGACGGGGUUGUCUUCGAAGAUUUGCAGGCUGUUUUGUGCUGACCAUCAUGGUUCUCCUGCUUGCCUUUGGGGCGGUAGGCUUCCUGUUCGCCACGACAAAGCCGCUGUACCAGGUCGAGGUUGUUGAGAUACAGAAUGUUCUUGCCAGCGAGCAGGAGAUCAUGUUGGACCUGCUAGUCGAAGCCAUCAACCCGAAUAUCGUCGCCGUUUCCAUUGGAGAGAUGGACGUCAACAUUUUCGCCAAGAGCAAGCACGUCGGCUCCGAAGCAUUCUGGCGGGAUCAGCCGCAGAGUGAGGUUCUUGGCCCCGUCAUUGAGAGACGCUCUCGCGAGCUAGGACGACGACGCCCCCGGCCUUCGUCGCAUGACGACGCCGAGCCGUUGGUCCAUUCCUGGGACGACGACCCGCACGAUCCGGUUGAAGAUCCCGAGGGCGAUUCGCAGACGAUGCUCCUGGGGCGCAUAUUCCACUUUGACUCGCCACUCAACUUCGAUGGCGACCCUCUCAAGCGCCGCCCUCACUACUCAAUCGGCGAGCUCCGUCUGCAGAAGCCAGGGAACAAAACCGAGGCUGGUGGCACAGAACGAUGGGAGCGCGUCAUUCAGUAUCCGUUCGAGCUGAUCGUGCGCGGUAUUCUGAGAUACCAGCUGCCGCUCAGCAGCAGCACCCACACCGCGCCGAUCGGAAAAAGUGUUCUUGUGAAUCCGGAGAAAGGCAUCAACGCGGAAGGCGCCAUGUGGAUAGAGCAAAUCGGGAGAAGUCUUGCCCGCGACGCUGGCGAGGAAGACGAGUAG
Diplodia corticola is the source of this 3132-nucleotide messenger RNA. RefSeq names its product phospholipid metabolism enzyme. Lineage: Eukaryota; Fungi; Ascomycota; Dothideomycetes; Botryosphaeriales; Botryosphaeriaceae. Gene Ontology annotation, biological process: positive regulation of phosphatidylinositol biosynthetic process; vacuole inheritance; protein localization to vacuolar membrane. Bases 1 to 3132 code for a protein of 1043 amino acids. Gene Ontology annotation, cellular component: fungal-type vacuole membrane; PAS complex. The transcript has 2 exons. The record is from RefSeq and is a predicted model, not a curated record.